This is a messenger RNA of Marmota monax (woodchuck), 4046 nucleotides long. RefSeq names its product B cell scaffold protein with ankyrin repeats 1 (gene Bank1). Gene Ontology annotation, molecular function: signaling receptor binding; protein tyrosine kinase binding. Bases 179 to 2530 code for a protein of 783 amino acids. The transcript is spliced from 17 exons. The record is from RefSeq and is a predicted model, not a curated record. Lineage: Eukaryota; Metazoa; Chordata; Mammalia; Rodentia; Sciuridae. Gene Ontology annotation, biological process: B cell activation; negative regulation of B cell activation; negative regulation of phosphatidylinositol 3-kinase/protein kinase B signal transduction.
UGGCCAGAGCCCUGGCUGCGUUUCCGGGGACCUGGGCUACUGCCGCUGCGGGUGGGCAGCGGGCAGGGGAGGGGCGCGAAGCGAGACCUGAGCUCGCAGAGAGUAUCUCUCUGGCUUGGAGACUCCAAACCCGGCCGUGCAGGCUGCGGUCCCCAGAUCUCUGGCUUCGUCGGCAUCAAUGCUGCCUGCAGCAUCCGGCCAGGGGGGCGGGAGCCAGGACCCGCCCGCCCCCGGCCUGGUGCCCCCAGGAAAUGCAAAAGACAUCAUGAUAAUAUAUGAAGAAGAUGCUAAGGAAUGGGCUGUGUACUUGAGAGAAGUAUUUUUCCAUGUUGUGAAAAGAGAAGCAAUCCUGUUAUAUUGCUUAGACAGUUUCUCUCUUCAGCAUUUGGAAUUGCUAAGCUUAAACUCUUACAAAUGUAAACUUUUGAUAUUAUCCAGUGACCUGCUUAAAGACCUAACUUCAAAGAAGCGUCAGUUUCUAGAAGAAGUUCUUGACUCACCAGAAAGUGUUGUUACCCUGCUUUGUGGAAUGAAGAGCUCAAGUCAGCUAUAUAAAUUAUUAAAUAUCUCUGGAAGCCCAUGGGAAAUCUCAACAGAGCAGGAGCCUGAAGACUACAUUUCUAUCAUCAAGCAAAUCAUAUUCAGAGAUUCUGAAGACUACCUUGAGGUCAACGUUCCAGCGGACAUAGGAGUCAUGCAUUCUGGGGAAAUAAGUCAGAGAAAGGAUGAAGAAGAUUCAUCAGAAACUUCAAGAAGCACCAUACCACUGGCAGUAGUGCUCCCUGCUGAAAUUCCUUGUGAGAAUCCUGGGGAGAUAUUCAUUCUUUUGAGAGAUGAAGUAAUUGCUGAAACUGUGGAAGUUGAAUUUACAUCAAACAAUAUGCACAUUAGAGCACAGCCCGCCCUUUGGAAUAAGAAAGUCUGGUAUAUGAAAGCUUUAGAUUUUCCUGCUGGUUCAGUCAACAUCAGUGUCUACUGUGAUGGUAUCAUUAAGGCUACAGCAGAGAUUAAAUACUAUGCACCAGCAAAGGCGAUGGAAGACACCCACAGAGCAGCAGAUCCAGGAGAGGGUUUGUGCAAGAAUGACAUCGAAGAGCUUGAUGGCAUUCUUACAUCCAUAUUCAAACAUGAGAUAUCAUAUUAUGAAUUCUGGUCUCUUCAAAAUGAAACUUGCCCUCAAAAAGAAUAUACUCAUGUCAAACAACUACCAACUAUUCUCCACUGUGCAGCAAAAUUUGGUUUAAAGAACCUGGCUAUUCAUCUGCUUCAAUGUUCAGGAGCAAUCUGGGCAUGUAAGAUGAAAAAUAUGGAUGGUUCAGACCCAGCACAGAUUGCUGAAAGGUGUGGUCACAAAGAACUCAAGAAAAUCUUCGAAGAUUUCUCAAUCCAAGAAAUGAGCAGAAAUAAUGAUCAAGAAAAUGACUAUGAAGAAGAUAUUUUCUCAUUUUCUACAUAUUCUCCCUCCACGCAGUACCCAGCAUGGCAUCAUGAAAGCCGGAAGACCUACAGGCAGAGUACAGAUGGUGCCGAGGCAAUUGAAGGGACCAGGGAGGAAGAGGAGCCUGAAUCAGGCACCCAGGAGAGGCACAGCCCCUCAGAGGCUGGCAGCGGAAGUCCUGAGGACCAGUAUGAUGACUUGUAUGUGUUCAUUCCCGGAAAUGACCCAGAAAGUAAUUCACAAGAGCCACUCGUGUGCUGCAGACCACCUCUUCCCCCACCAAGACCUGUGUCUGCAGCCUUCCAACUGGAAAAACCUCACUUCACGUUACAAAGGAGAACCGCGGAAGGACAAGUAGAAAGGAGUCAAAACUGGAGUUAUCCUAGUGCCAGACAAGAAAAGAGAGAUGAACCCAAAGUAGAAGAAGAAAAGAAAGAAGAUGAAAAGAAACAGGAGGAGGAAGACCCUUACACUUUUGCUGAGAUUGAUGAUAAUGAAUAUGACCAGAUCCUGGCCAAUAUGAGUGUAAAGAAGAGAACCGGAAGUCGGUCCUUCAUUAUAAACAGACCUCCUGCCCCUACACCUCGACCCACAAAUGUACCUCCGAAGGAGGAAACAACACCUUACAUAGCUCAAGUGUUCCAACAAAAGGCAGCAAGAAGACAAUCUGAUGAUGAGAAGUUCCAUGGUCUUCCUAAGAAACCAGACAAAGCUCGGAUGGAGAGUCCAGCCUUUUCUACUGCGAGUGGCUAUCUGGCCUCUGGGCAGGAAGAGCUCAUUCUCCUGCAGGAGAAAGUCAAGAAAGGGAAAAUAUCUGUGGAUGAAGCUCUGGAGAAAUUUAAGCACUGGCAGAUGGAAAAGAGUGGCUUGGAAAUAAUUCAGCAGGAAAAGCUACGUCAACUCCGAGAUAGCAUUAUUGGGAAAAGGCCAGAAGAAGAACAUUUCUAUGAUAAACUCACCAUUGUGCAUCAUCCCAGUGGUAACACUUCCCAAAAUGAAAAUAUGUUGUAUAAUAAUCCCUUCAGCAAUAAGCUUCCUCCUCGACUCCAAGUUGAAAAGGAAUUCGGUGUCUGUUGCAGGAAAAAUCAAUAAAAAAGGUUAUGUUAAUAAAACUCAAGAAUGUACAGACAUUGUGCUUUCUGAGUGAAGCAAGCUUGCAUUUGAAUUGUCUGCUCUCUUCAGGGCAAGUCUUUACCAUGAAAGCGGAAGCAAGCUCUGAAUUUGGGAAUUUGUUAUUGCCACAAUUUAUCAGUGUCAUACCUACUCCAAAUGGAUGUUAUCAAUGUUAAAAUAGAAUAUCAUAGGCCAAUAACAUAUUAUGAAAAUUCUUGCAUUUUAUAAUGCACUUUGCACUUAAGAAGCUAGUUCUCAUUUUGAAAAGUAAAGAAAAACAAAAGCAGAGAAGUUAAAUGCUGCAUAGAAAGUUAUUGAACCUGUUUAUGGCACUAAUAAUAAUAGAUUAUUCCCAUGAAAAUACAAACCGACUUAGUACAUGUUUGCUUUUCGUGUCUAAAGUCGAGAGUCCUCACAUCUAGACAAUUGCUUUUGUUACACUGUUUAAAGAAACCUUCCUUUUGUUAGUUCUUUUGUUUUUUUGCUUAUAUCCCUGAGAAUAUUAUAUUUUUUGAAAAAUUUUGUGUAUCUCAAAAUAAUACACAUUUAUAAAACCUAUCAUUAAGUCUUUAUAAUUUCAUCAACCUAUUUCUUAGAAACAAUUUGCUACUUAGAAUAAAAUGUAUUUUUUUGUGGUUGUAGCUGGUACUGGAGAUUGAACUCAGGGGCCCUUUAUCACUGAGCUACCACUGACUUACAUUCCCAGCACCUACCCACCUCCAUUUUUUUCCUUGAGAAGGUGUCUUGCUAAAUUAGGUUGCUUAGGGCCUCACUAAAUAGCUGUGACUGGCUUAGAACUUGUGAUCCUCCUGCCUCAGUCUCUAGUGUUUCUGGGAUUACAUGUCUGCACCACCAAGCCUGCAAAAUGUAGUUUUUAUCAUAUAGUGAUUUCCAUUGAUAAAUGCCACAAGUAAAUUGAAUGUUUAAAAAUAUGUCUGAUUUCUCAAAAUAAAUUAAGAACUACUAAAAUUUUCCACUUGUGAGUUUAAAGGAGAUCUAUCAGUUUUUUUUAAAAAAAAUAAAUCAACUAAUUUCACUAGAUAACAUCCAUAUAGUAGAAUACAAACAAAUAUCUAUUUAAAGUAAUUCUGUAAGAUAUUUAUCAAUGGUUUCUCAUAUCUAUUAACAUCCUCAAAUAAACACAAGUUUUUAAAAUAAUGCAGUAACUUAAUCAAUCCCUAAUAGAAGCUGCUUUUGAAUGACUUCUGGAAAUUCAACCCAUAUUUUCACAUCCAAGAUUUUUUUAAAUGGCAUACCCUGCUGUGCACUGAGCCUCAAUUUCUGUGAACUGUCAUGGCCAAGAGUUAGAAUAAGCAAUGGAAAACUGAUAGCUUUUCUACAAUUUCCAGAUUCAUAAAAUUCAAAUAAUUAUAUCAUUUCUCAAGUAAGAAAUUCCAUAUUGGCCUGUGACCAAUGCCAGCAGUUUCACUAUUGGCUUUAUUCUCCUUAAAAAUGUGAAAUUCGAUGAUGAUUAAAUUGGUAACUUUUAUCACAA